UGUGGCUGGGACUGGCACUGGAGCGGUGCUGAGGCUCCUGCACUGGCCAGAAAGCGGGAGCCGCGGGUCCCCGAAGCCCCUGGCUUUCCGGGAGCGUCCAGAAUCGGGAUCGGGGACAGGAGUGGGGGCGCCCUCGGUCCUCACCCCGCCCCCGCCCUCUCCCCGCAGCGGGGGCGCCCCGCCCCCCGGGCGCCCGACGUGGACGCGGCCGCUGCCGCCGCCGCCGCCGCGCGGGAGUCGCUGUCCGCGGAACCGAUAUGCAGGCGGCGCGGGCCGGCGCGGGGCGGCCGGGCCGGGAGGGCCGUGGGCUGGAGUGCGAGCGGGAGCGGCCGCCGGGCGCAGGAGUCGCCAUGCCCCUCGGGCCACCGUGCGCCUGGCCGCCCCGCGCCGCGCUCCGCCUGUGGCUGGGCUGCGUCUGCUUCGCGCUGGUGCAGGCGGACAGCCCCUCGGCCCCAGUGAAUGUCACCGUCAGGCACCUCAAGGCCAACUCCGCAGUGGUCAGCUGGGAUGUCCUGGAGGAUGAGGUUGUCAUCGGGUUUGCCAUCUCUCAGCAGAAGAAGGAUGUGCGGAUGCUCCGCUUCAUCCAGGAGGUGAACACCACCACCCGAUCAUGUGCUCUCUGGGAUCUGGAGGAGGACACAGAAUACAUUGUGCACGUGCAGGCAAUCUCCAUCCAGGGCCAGAGCCCAGCUAGUGAGCCUCUGCUCUUCAAGACCCCACGUGAGGCCGAGAAGAUGGCCUCUAAGAAUAAAGAUGAGGUGACCAUGAAGGAGAUGGGGAGGAACCAGCAGCUGCGAACAGGCGAGGUGCUGAUCAUCGUUGUGGUCCUCUUCAUGUGGGCGGGUGUUAUAGCCCUCUUCUGCCGCCAGUAUGACAUCAUCAAGGACAAUGAGCCCAAUAACAACAAGGAGAAAACCAAGAGUGCAUCAGAAACCAGCACACCAGAGCACCAGGGCGGGGGUCUCCUCCGCAGCAAGAUAUGAAGCCUUUUAAGUGUGCGCUCUGAACAGCUCAGGAGACAGUAGAGAAUGGGAGAGGACCUCGCUAUUCUGACGAUGACUGUCCAACAAACAUCUGGCCCUCUCUGUGUCUCCUUCCCUCCAUCUUCUCCUAUCAUCGGGCUUUACUAUUUUCUCUCUCGGCUUCUCUCUUUCUGAUGUCUUGUCCUAAAGCCUCUCAUUAACCCUUAACUCCAGGAGCACCUCAACAACGCCAGUGGCCGAGGCUGCACCCAGAGACAGAACUGUGGAAUGCGAGAGAGCCAGCCCAAGGGAGGUCUGUGCUGUGGGCAGACUGGGUGCCAGGGUUCUCAGCCCGUGUCUUGGCCACUCAGCUUGACCAAAGGCUGUGUGUGAAAGGGCAGAGACGACUUCCAGGCAGGCAGGGCUAUUCUUUUUUUCUGCCCAGUUUCCCGUCUUGCAAGAAGUCUAUUCAGCCAGCUCUGGCCACUUCUCUUGUUUGUUCCCUUCCCAGUUUCCAGACAAGCCCUCAGUGAACAUCAUCAAAGUGUGGCUGGCCCCGUCUGCAGAGAAAGGCUUUCAUUCUCUGCUGGUCCCUGCGUCCUUCCUGGGCCCAGGGUGAACGUUGACUAAAGUGGUGGGGGGCACAGCUAGCCACAGUUCCUUUUCCCCAUCUUAGUCUGAUGAUGGAGGCUGAACUAUAAACCCAAAUUCUGCAAAAGCAAAAAAGCCAAACAAUAACAAAGAAAAAGCCACAAAGCUAGAAGGCCUGGUCUGCACUCUGGAGAAGACAACACCAUACUGCAUGAGACCCAGCCUCCCACCUCCCACUUCUUCUGGACUGGCUUCCUCUUUGAGAUAAUGUGCAAAGCUCUGGGAGAGAGCAAGCAAGUGCACCGGGGAAGCUGUGCAGCUGCCUGCUUCUCAGGGUCCUGACUCCAUCAGGCCCUUUCUAGCCCAGUCAGAAAGGACAUCUGUGGUGUGAGGCACACCUUUGCAAUGUGUGUGAUGUUACUGUUUUGUGGCUUGGAAAACAAUCAGAGGGCUGCACUCCAGAGGGCAGAGGCUGGGGCUGAUUGCUGGUGUCUUCAGUCUUUGCAGUGAGAUCAGGAUGGAUUCUGAGAAGACCUGGAAGGUAGUGUCUCGGCACUGCAGCGGCGUCAGCUGGGAUAACUGGAAAGGGCAUACCUAUGGCCUACACCCUGGGGCUGCUGAGCAACCUGCUGGAAAGCGAUUCACCAGAGAGCAGCUUUGCUGUCACGACUGGCCUCUGGGUCUUUGGAUCUUGCCAUCUCAUUCAGGGUCCUCUGAAAGUUAUCCAGGGUUCCCAUGUCCUUCCCUAGAGCUUGAAGUGUGAAGAGACAGCUAGUUCUCCCUCUUCUCUAUUUCUUUUUCCUCGCCUCUGCCCCUUUCGUUUCUUUUCUUUCUUUUUUUUAAAAAAAGGUGCUUGAUGAGGCAAGCGGACUUCUCUGGGAUACGCACCAUGGCUGCCAAAUGCCUGCCUGGGAAAAGUGGACUCUCCAGCUUCCACUGGUGGCUAAGGUCGUGUAAGAGGCUGUUCCCAGCACAGAGCAGGUGCUUGGUCAUUAUUUGUUGUACUGAAUGAUGCACACUGGUGCCCAAGUCAGAGAGCUAAGCCAUCACCCAGUGACUGCCCCUUCAUUCGGGUCUAUAACAGCUCUCGGGACUGGGGUCAGCCACCACUCUGCUCCAAGUGUGGCAGCACAGGAGAGACAGAUACAGGCAGAUGUCAGCAAACAAAGGGCUUCCUCUUGGGAGGGCAUGAGGUUCCACUCAUUGUCUUGUGACUUCCAUCCCUGCUGAAUGGGGCUGCAAGGCCAAGGCUCCUUAAGAAAGGUCCUUACCUCGAUCCAGUUAGAGCAAUAACCACUUUUUAAAUGUAAAAUAAAGACAAAUGAAAAGGCACACCCUUGUCCUCUGGUAAAUGCCCAAACGUUGCCCUCUUUUUCUGGCAAUUGGCAGUAAGUCAGGGUGUGUGGAGGAGGGAGUCAGUUCUCUUCCAUUUUGGCCUGCAGCUUCUUAGGGACAUGCCUGCCAGCCAAGCUGGAGUUGGAAGGGAAUUCUCGAACAGAUGGGGGUGCACGUGCAGGAGAAGAAAAUAGAUGCUCCACCUCCUCUCUAAGCUCUGCUUGGGCUGCCUCACCACAUAGGUAUGCAGGCGCCUGCUCGGUUUCUUAAAACAAAGGGUUUUCCUCUCCGGAGAGCGCUGUGUGCUUAUUCCUGCCAGAGGACUGUGUGUGGCUCUUAGCUGGGGUGGGUAAGGAAGGAGGAGAGAAUUGCAAAGACUGCUCUCUGCAGAAAUCAUUCAGUGCUCACUCCGUGCUCUUCUGGGCUGUUAAAGGAACAUCAUUAAGAUCCCAGGCUGAAAGGCAGGCAGAGGAACGAUGCCAUUAGCCAAUGAGUGAACUAGGAAAUGGGGCACCUCCAACAUUCCUGUCCAGAGCCAGGGGAGAGAACGUCAGAUGCGCAGUAGUUAGAGCGGGCUGCUCAGGUCCCAAGAGUGGAGGGAGAGGAAGGUCUCAGAAGCCUUUGAAGAGACAGAGCUCUAAGCCAAACCUCAGAGAGGAACCGCCUAGGCCCUCUGCUCACAUACUUCCAACUGAGAAGCACAGGUAGAGGUAGUUAGCAGGGUUUGGAGAGCCCUGUUAGGUGUGUGUGUGUGGGGGGGGAGUUUCCUGUUCAUCCGUGCCUGUGGGUACACCAUAGGAAAUAGAGUAAAGUGCUCCUUUAGCUUAAAGGCCUGUCCUCUUCCUCCUGAAAUGAGGAUGGCUCUGUUCUGGAAUCAAUUGCUAUUUGCAAUA
Molecule: messenger RNA, 3781 nt
Organism: Chionomys nivalis (European snow vole)
Lineage: Eukaryota; Metazoa; Chordata; Mammalia; Rodentia; Cricetidae
Gene: Fndc5
Product: fibronectin type III domain containing 5
Exons: 6
Coding region: 258-983 (241 amino acids)
Biological process (GO): positive regulation of brown fat cell differentiation
Molecular function (GO): protein binding
Source: RefSeq, a predicted model, not a curated record